GCUGAUGGCUCGCGCGGGGGCCGAGACCCUCGACAUCUCCGAGAGCCAGGUGUGCAUCGCGUUCGACGACGACCCGAAUUUCCGAUGGCACCACAGGGUCUUAUUGGUUCCCUCGCCUACGCCGGGGCACUGGGUCGCCGCCACGCCCGACGCCGAGAUCUACCUCCUGAAGCUGGACGAGUACCUGGUGGUCGCCCUUCCUCGGGCGGCCGCUUUCCCCCAGCGUGUUCGAGGCCAGGUCUACGCGUUCGGAGCCCUCUCGGACGCCGACCUCUCCAACCUCCGUCGCGAUGGCCGCAACUUCGCGAAGGUGCUGGGCUUCCCUCUCCCCGCGGUGCAAGCGGGGGUCGACGUCCCCAGGUGGAUCGUCUCCGACCCUGCGAGCGACCACUUCGGGGAGGAGGUGAGCCUGGAGCUGAUCACCUCGGCGGAGCGCUUCAUCAGCCGCGACGCCGUCGCGCUGGUGAUGUUGUCGGAGGCCGAGGGCUGGGUCGCCGCCGAGAACGUCCAGCCCGCCGACGAGCCCGACUGGAAGGCGGAGAAGAGGGCUGGUCCUGGCAGGGACCGCCGUGUGCUGCCGCAGACGGGCGUCUCAGCGCACACCGUCUCCCUGGCGCAGCUGGUGGCCCUGCUGAAGAGCGUGGAGGUCGACGACUGGCCCUUCGAGGGCCCCAAGGCCCUGGUCGAGUUUCUGGCGGCCGUGGUCUCUUCUGGGCACUCGCUCUCGUCCUACUGGGGCUUCUGGGUGGCCCAGUCGGGCGUCGCGCGUGGCAGUGCUGUGGCCCAGGAGCUGAAGAACAUCGUCGAGGUCCUGCACCAUGCCCUGGUCUUCGACGCGCUGGACGUCUCGAACCUCGCCUCGUUCGAGCUCCUGAGCCGCCGGGGCCUCCAGAUCCAGAGGGCGGUCAAGCGGUGCCCUCGCCACCCCUCUUUCGAGGGCCUGGAGCUGAUGGUUUCGAGUCGACUCGACGACUCGGGCGGGGCGGUCACCGCCAAGUUCGACGCCUGGGUCGCCGACCAGCAGAAGGCGAGGAGCACCGUGCUCAAGCAGGAGAGGAUGUACAGGGAGGAGGCCGACCACGAGGACAAGAAGUACCGCACCGAGCAGAGGGACGAGGCAAGGACUGGGAGCGCCGACAUCGCUCAAGAGUCGGCGCUCAGGCGCAUCCGCCGUCGGAUUGGUGCCUUCGGAGAUCGGCCCGCUGACAUGGAUGGCGCUGGAGCCCUACAGGAGCUCCUCAAGACCAGGGACGUCUACGGCGGCCUCGACGCGUCCACCACUGUGGUCGAUUUUGAUCCGAGCCGCCUCAACAUCCUACGUAAGGAACAUUUUUCAACGCCACUCGACGACGUGGCCCCCCAGAGCGUCAGGGAUGUGAUGGCCAACUUCGACUCGGCCGUCGUCCGCCCGCUCUCCGAGCUCACCGAGGACGAGCCGCUGGUGCAGCCCUACUGGGACCCUCAGCUUGACCCUCGCCGGCGCGGCACUCGCCCUGCGCUCGUGGCCUUUCUUCGCGCUCUGGCCCUUCGGGGGCUCGCGGGUGCUCGGGCCCGUCGGAAGUCGUGCAUCUCCGCGUUCUUCGUGCGAAAGAAGAACGGGGAUCAGAGGAUGGUGCUGGACGCUCGGCAGGCUAAUCAACUGCAGCGACUCCCGCCCAAGACCGCGCUGGCCUCGGGAGAGGCACUCGCGGCCAUCAACCUCGUGGACGCCACCGACCUCGGCCCCGACAACCUCGACAUCGUGAUCAACGGGGGCGACCUGGUGGCCGGCUCGGUGGACCUGCAGGACGGCUUCUACCAGUUCCGCCACCCGGCCUGGGGCUCCUGGAUGUGCUUCGACAUCGAGGUGUCCGCUGGCGAGCUGGGGUUGACUCAGCUGUACGACGAGGACCUCGGCCGCUACGUCGACAUCAGCCCAGACUCUCGGGUCUGGCCCUGUUUCGAGGCCCUUCCCAUGGGUUGGUCCUGGGCCUUGUGGAUCUGCCAGGAGGUCCUGAUCGACACCAUGAGUGCCGUCUUCGGGGAGAAGGACUCCUGGUGCCUGGACAAGGGCAAGCCGCCCUCCCUGCUGAACGGGGGGGUCGCCCACGCGCCCUACGUCGACAACGCGAACCUCAUCUCCCUGGACGCGGCCCAGCUCGACCAGCGCCUCGGCGCCGUGACGGACGAGCUGGACAAGAGGGGGCUGCGCUGGCACGAGCUGCAGCAUGCCACCUUGUCUCAGGGUAUCCUCGGUCUCGAGUUCGACGGGCGUCACGGGCGCCUUCGCCACACCUCUCGGCGGGCAUGGCGCCUGUAUCUUGGUUUACACGAGGUUCUACGCAGGCCGUGGCUGGCCCGCUGGCAGGUCAGGAGGUUGUUGGGACACGUCGUGCACUACUUCAGCAUCAUGCGACCUGCCCUCAGUGUACUGGGCGAGUGCUACGCCUACCUCGAGUCUGGUCCGAUGGAGGGCGUCUCGCGUUUGCCGCCCGGCGUGGUGACGGAGCUUCGCUGCGCCGCUGGCCUCGUUUUUCUUGGCCAGGUGGGCCUGCGCCGACCCCCUGCGUCAGUGUCUUUCACCACGGACAGCUCAAUGCUGGGCUACGCCGUCUGCGAGGCCGAGCUCUUGGGGCACGAGGUCCUUGGCGUGUCGCGGUGGCGCGAGAGGCAACGCUUCAAGGAGGUCGAGGUCUCGGGCGACCCCGACAGGGAGGCCUACCUGGGCCGCGCUGCGGGGCUGGACGACGUCUCCGACCUGCACUACGACGAGCUCGGCGACGCAGGCGCGGGCCGGCCCCGCCGACAGGCGCGAGCCCGCCGCCGCCGGCAGGAGAUGGAGGUGGGCCACCCCCCGCCCCCGCUGCCGCCCGAGCUGGUCGACCCGCAGCGGUGGGCCGAGGCCUUCCGUGGCGCCUGGCGCCAUCCAGGUCGGAUCCACAGCCUGGAGGCGCGGGCCUCGGUGAUCGGUCUGGGGGCUGCCGCCCGGCAGGCCAACUGCCAUGGGACCGAGCUCCUGAGCCUCUCUGACAACCUCUCCAGCGUGCUGUCCUUCGAGAAGGGCCGAGCCAGCAACCGAGAGCUCCUCGCCCAAUGUCGUCGUGCUGGCGCCCUGCAGCUGGGUGCCGAGAUCACCUGGCGAGUGCGACACGUUCCAGGAUGUGUGAACGUGGCCGACUGGGGGAGCCGGGCCGCCGACCGCCGCGAGCUCCUGCCUGGCUGGAUCCGCGGUGCCGGCUUCAGGGCCUGCGUGCCGGCCCCCAGCAGGUGCGCGCCCGUCCUGAGGCCCAGCGGCAGCUUGCCCGGUCCCGGGCCUGACGUGCCCGGGCCCUGCCCCGUCGCCAGCGUCGCCUUCGCGACUCGGCCGACCUCGAGCCGCGUCUCCGAGCCGCCAGGGCUCGGGGAGAAACCUAUUGGUUGCACUGGACAGUGGAGCGAG
Molecule: messenger RNA, 3418 nt
Organism: Prorocentrum cordatum
Lineage: Eukaryota; Dinophyceae; Prorocentrales; Prorocentraceae
Source: the annotation of a GenBank genome assembly